Messenger RNA from Punica granatum (pomegranate), 1873 nucleotides. The record is from RefSeq and is a predicted model, not a curated record. NCBI's taxonomy places the organism in Eukaryota, Viridiplantae, Streptophyta, Magnoliopsida, Myrtales, Lythraceae.
UAAAUAAGAAGACAGCAGCCAUUGGUAUCUGUCUGCUUCUCAUCUUCAUCAUUCCCACCAACAUUCACAAUCCCUUCUUCACUACUUCCUUCUGCAGUUUGUGCUCUUUAAGGAAGGAGGGGCUUCUGUCUUGAUUGAUUGGUUGGUUGGACGAGUUUCAGAGUGGUAGAAGGCAGAAAUGGGCAAAGGGGCAAUGUCUAAGGAAGGAGAAGGGGAAGAAAACAUGGCUGCUUGGCUUGUGGGCGUCAACACCCUCAAGAUUCAACCUUUCUCCCUCCCACCUCUCGGGCCCCAUGACGUGAGAGUAAAGAUGAAGGCUGUUGGAAUAUGUGGAAGUGAUGUUCACUUUCUCAAGAAAUUACAGCUUGCGCAUUUCGUCGUGAAAGAACCGAUGGUCAUCGGGCACGAGUGUGCUGGGAUCAUAGAAGAAGUUGGGACCGAAGUGAAACACUUGGUCCCCGGUGAUCAGGUAGCUCUUGAGCCCGGUAUAAGUUGCUGGCGAUGUGAUUACUGCAAAGGGGGCAGUUACAAUCUCUGCCCUGAUAUGAAGUUUUUUGCGACUCCUCCAGUUCAUGGCUCUCUCGCCAAUCAGGUGGUGCAUCCUGCAGACCUAUGUUUUAAGCUUCCUGACAAUGUCAGCUUGGAGGAAGGAGCGAUGUGUGAGCCCCUCAGCGUCGGGGUCCACGCUUGCCGCCGGGGUGAUAUUAGGCCUGAAACUAACGUCUUGGUCAUGGGCGCGGGGCCUAUCGGGCUUGUUACAAUGCUGUCAGCCCGUGCUUUCGGAGCACCGAGGAUAGUCAUUGUGGAUGUGGAUGACUACCGCUUGUCUGUUGCAAAGGACCUUGGUGCAGAUGACAUUGUUAAGGUCUCCACAAAAAUGGAGGACAUUGACGAGGAAGUGAAACUGAUACAGAAAGCAAUGGGAGCUGCAAUAGAUGUGAGCUUCGACUGCGUGGGAUUCAAUAAAACAAUGUCGACGGCGCUGAACGCUACACGUGCUGGAGGGAAAGUCUGUCUUGUUGGGAUGGGCCACAACGAAAUGACCGUCCCACUUACCCCAGCCGCUGCAAGGGAAGUUGAUGUGAUCGGCGUAUUUCGCUACAAGAACACAUGGCCGCUCUGCCUCGAAUUCCUGAGAAGCGGGAAGAUCGAUGUGAAGCCGCUCAUAACCCACAGGUUUGGGUUCUCGCAGAAAGAAGUGGAGGAAGCCUUUGAGACCAGCGCUCGUGGCGGGAAUGCCAUCAAGGUCAUGUUCAACCUUUGACCUAGGAGAGACAACCAACGUAAUUAAUAAGAGAUCGGUGCCAUACGAUCUUAAGGAGGCAGGAUAAGCAUAUCUCCAUGUUUAAAGAAGAAUAAACAUCCAGUUUGCUUUUGCUUUUGUAUUGUGGAUUAGGAGGGAGCUUGUGCAAUAUUUGGAUUGAUAAGCUUCAGUUUGAACCUAUUGAGUCGACCUGGACUGAAUGCAUCGGUCCAUGGAAAUUCGAGCGGGGAAUGCGAAUUAACAGCUAUAUGCAUUCCUGCGGAUCACACAAAGCUGAUAGUAGAACUCAGGUUAGGCGGUAAAACUCAUAUCGACUUCAGCUUAUUCAUCCUUACCCCAGCCCCUUGGAGUGGAGCACAAUCUUGGUGGCUGAGAACUUCCACUGGAAAAUUCUCUGAUCUAGAAGGAAUAUGGUAUGAAAACAAGGAGGAGAAAAUGCAUUUCUUUCUUCAGCAUGGAAUUCGAGGAGGAUAUUAUUGUUAGAUGGGGUCAUCUUUGGGAAGUCACAAUUUUCUUCCUCAUUUUUCCUCUCUUUUUCUUGUUUUAUUCAUUGAAAAAAUGAUGUUCUUCGUUCCACAAGAAGGAGUACACACGAAAUUAUUUGAGUUU